AACGUUGCGCAGGUUCUAUAAAGCGGGGAGGGGCGAGGGCGGCGGGUAACGGGGCCGCCACCAUCCAGCGCCACCAUCCACAGCGGGGACAGCCUCGCCACCGCCCUCCCCCUGCAUGGAGCUGUCGGCCAUCGGCGAGCAGGUGUUCGCGGUGGAGAGCAUCCGCAAGAAGCGUGUGCGGAAGGGUAAAGUAGAAUAUCUGGUGAAGUGGAAAGGAUGGCCCCCAAAAUACAGCACGUGGGAGCCAGAGGAUCAUAUCUUGGACCCUCGCCUGGUAGUGGCUUAUGAAGAAAAGGAAGAGAGAGACCGUGCAUCAGGCUACAGGAAAAGAGGUCCCAAACCAAAGCGUCUCCUACUGCAGCGGCUGUAUGGCAUGGACUUGAGGAGUGCCCACAAGGGAAAGGAGAAGCUCUGUUUCUCUCUUGCGCGGCGGUUUGGAGGAGGAGAUAGUAGCCUACCAGGGGCCAAGCCAGGGCAGGCAGAGUUCUCAGAGAAGACUGGGGGAACAGUCCUGCCAUUCUCUCUCCGGAAGCAACGCAAAAACCAGAAGUACCUGCGGCUGUCAAGGAAGAAGUUCCCCCGCAUGGCGAGCCUGGAGAGUCGAAACUGCAGGCAUGAGUUCUUCUUGAAUGAUGCAGUGGGGCUGGAGGCCAGACAGGGCACUGAGGACUGGGAGGCCAUGCAGGACACCAGCAAAGAAGCAGAUGUGGAUGGCAGUCUCCCUUGGAUUCCCACUGUGCCCCCCAGCGAAGUGACAGUGACAGACAUCACGGCAAACUCCAUUACCGUCACUUUCAGAGAAGCACAAGUGGCUGAGGGCUUCUUCCGAGAUCGAAGUGCGCAGUUCUGAAUCUCUGUUUUCAGUGCUCCCCAAAACCAGUGCUUUUAGGGUGGGACUAGGGAAGGGUUAUUUUACCCCUUAAGAAAAAAAUCCAAAAUGUCUCCUCUUGAAAUGUUUACAGAAACCUUAAUUUUUUUUCUCUCUUCUCCUUUUUCCCCUUUCAGAUAUGCAAAAAAGGGCAGUGUAGGGGGUGUGUGUUUGUCAUUGCUUUGUCCAUCUGAAAAACUGACAGCCCUUUCCCUGGCAAAGACUCCCCUCCUAGAUGUGAAAGCAGCAAGCUGAACAAUUCGCCUUUUAUCCUGUUAAGUGGCGGCAGCUGCAUUUGUGGGGAAAGGGCAUGUGGAGGUGAAAAGAGAGCUGGAUCCCCAGCCUGACGUCUUGUUCUGCAAUUGAUAUCCCUUGGAUAAAGAUAAUUCUCUGUGCGUUGCUAUUCCCACCUUCGUCCUCCCUCUGUUCCUGCAGCAGUGAGAGGUGAUGGAUCCUACCUGUGUAGAUAACUCCAGCCUGUUCAGGCUUUCUCGCCAGUGCUGUUUUCCCUGUGGCCUGCUGUCAGGACUUCAGAACCAUAUUUGCCUGUUUGUGGUAAGUGAAUCUUUGCAGCAUGGAUCCAUGUAGACAGAAGUUUCUCCCUAUGAUUUUUGAUCAUGCGGAAAGACUGAAAUGCAUCUCUGAAAUCUAGAUUGGUGACGUAAAUUCAAUCUGCCCUCAUUAAAAGCUCUGAAACCCAGCACAGUCGAGAAAUACCAUUCUGUAUAUGCUAAACAAGAUUUUCAGGCUUGUCUCUGCUGUGUGAAGAAUGCUUUAUGGAAAGUGGGGUGUUCUUAUCCUUUGCCAAAUUCAGUAUUAAUAACAAAUGCUGAAUCUGUGGCAGUAACUUGGUUGAAAACUGACUCCUCUCGUCUGGGAGAAGGGGCUAAUAGGACAACUGAAGCAUUGCCUGGCACUGCAAAGACAUCUAAGAUACUGGCAGAGGACCAGGACACAGGAAUUGGACAGAACUGAGCUAGAAAUGGACCUUGAUUAGCAUCAAAUUCCAUUCCUAGAUUCUGUUGAGAGAUCCAAGGUAAACAGCCUGUGGGGAAGGCAUAUAUUAGAUUUGAGGAGGGGAAAAAAAAAUGAUUAAUUCUUAGCAAUGAGAGUUCUUGGAUUGUACUGCCCAAGUAAUUUUCUUCUGUGAUUCCAGUCUCCUCACAGUAUCUGUGAUCCUCUACUACUUUACUGAUGGGAACUUCCCCUCGGAAGGCUUAAAACUCUUUGCCAAGGAAAGAGGUCUGCAUUUCAAUAGACCCUGCCUGAUCUUGCACUUAAAAAUGCCUUGUGCUGGACUGCCUGUGACACUUUGAGGUUUUUGAAGAAUUGCUGUAUUUUGAGUUGGUAGUUUAGCAUAGCAUCUGUUCUUGCAUACAUGCAUGUUCUCUUCCAAUUUUUCAAAAGCAAACUUUAUUUAAAUAAUAACUUAAAUUUUAAAUCUAGAUCUUUUCCUAUGGAAAGCAAGAAAAGUAAGUUAGACUUUAAGGUGGGAACUGCAGGACAGAGUGCUGCAGGGUAGCAUUGGCUACUGGCAUGAUUACUGUCCUUAUAUCCUUUGUUUCCUCUCCCCACCCCACCUGAAGCAUCUCCCGUCUGCUGUGUUUAUUUUAAAUGAAGUGAGGAGCCUUCUGAGCUCUGACGUAAAGAUACGUGUAGAAAUCCUCAACGUAUUCUUUUGAAGGGCUUGGCUGCUGGCCUGCAGAAUUUGGGACUUCUGGGGCUUCUGGUCCUCCGAACAUCUACUUUUUGCCGAGUGUUUGGAUUGCCCCUACAUUUUUUGUUAAAAGCGGGUUUUACCUCAGAUAGGAUAUGGCAUCGCAGUGUGGACUUGGGAUUUCCCCUUCCAUUUCAGAGCUCUUUGAGCAGGCCUGUCUUCCACUGUGUCACAGCAGUUUCAGGACUGCUAUUAAGAUCCUGAACAUCUGGAUUAACCUUUUGUCUCCCAAAGAAGUGACAUGGGAGUUUUAUUAUGGAGAGAUCUGAGAAGGUGAGAAGUGGAAGCUUGGAGGGGAAAAUAUGAAGCGGGAGGAAGUGUGUGAAAGAAGCUUGCAAUAGCUCAGAGGAGCAAAUUGAUGAGUUAAGCAUACAGGCUCAGGAUGUUUGUUGUAUGUCGGUGUCCAGAGCAAGGUUUUUGAGUCUGGAAUUGCACCGUGUAAACAGGAUCAUCAUCCGUUGCAGGAUGUGAGGGCACACAGCGUUGUCAUCAUCACCCUUGCAAAGACCCACACACCCCCUCACUCGACAUCUGCCAGAUGUGCUGCAUACCUGCAUCUCUCUUUUGUUGCGCACCACAUGGCCCCCUCUUGUGGGUUGUAGGAGGACAGGUAGUUAUGGUUGCAGAAGCAUAAUAUUUUAGUUUAUUUUUCCAAAAGUCUGGAACUCCAGCUCAUCCUGCUAAAUCUUCAUGGCAUUUAUAAGAUCUGGUUUCUUUAUUCUGAGAUACCUUUGUCCUGUCUUCAUCUCAAUAUACAAAUACACCAAAAAAGCUUGCUAUUUACUAAGGUUCCCAGCUUUAGCUGACAUUGGUAGUAAUACCAGUCCUGCAGCAGGAAAGAGCUUGUCCUAAUAAACUGGAUUUCCAUCCUCAGCUUUCCUGUCCACUCACCAGCUGAGACUUCUCAAUGUUUUGUUUUGGCAUUUUGCUCUAAACAUCUUAUCCUCCUCUUGCAGUGCAGUUUUCAAAGAUGUCUGCUGGUCUUUCAGAGAGGAUCCACCCACAGCUUCAUAUCUUAAUCAAUUUUUCAAUCAGGCUAGCUUGUGUUCUGCUGGUGACUAAUAAUCUCACUACACAAGCAUUCAACAAAGUACCUGGCUGCCAUGGUGCUUUCUGUAGAGGUCGAUGAGGAGUUAACCCUUAUCAGGUUAAGAUGCAACAAGUUGUAUGUGUGUGGGUUUGGUUUCUGUGUGCAAGGAGGAGUUUGUGGUAGGAAACCAAGCGUUACUAUGUUCGAGUGGGCUUUUUUUUGACAUUCAUGAAUUCUUGCUUAUCAUAAAGAUCUUUUUGAGAAGAUUUUUUUCUCUUGGUCUUCUUAAAAUGUGGCUCAGUUCCAUAUUGUCUGGUGACAUAUCAUUGUAAACUUCCUUGGUAGAUCUGGUCUUCAGGGACUUUAAAAUUAACAUUAUUUCACUUCUGCAGGUGUAGAGAUAGGGGAGGGAGGCAUUACUUCUGAUGGCAAGAGAGGUUGUCUGUGUUUGUCUCUUCUCCCCAGUACCUUCUAUCUGGACGUUCACCCCAAAAUCUAAAUAUUGAAUUGGAACCUCUUGGGCUAACAUAUCAUGAAAAUCAGAUGCUAUGCUUGGAGCUUCAUUUAAGCAUUCCAUUUGAUUAGAGAAGCCAGAAUAGCAUCCAGCUGAAUCUGAGUUUAAUAAUUCUAUUUGAAGCAUAAGCCGAGAAUAGAAAUGGGCUAACUCUCCCAUACCUCGUUUGGCUCCAUGGCUGUAAACAAGAAAAACAAACUUCAACCAGUAGAGAUCACUGAACUAUAUGCAAGGAACAAACUUCUCAAAUAAGAACUGUUCUAACAGUCAUUCUUAGAACUGUUUUUCCCUGUGAGAAUUUACCAGCUGUGUUAGGGGGACAGAAGUUUUUAUUUCAUAGAUCUUCUCACAGUGAACUCACUGUAUAUAUGACAGAACUGAGGGGCUUUGUGAGAUUGGAAAACCUUUAUUAUCAGCACUGUGUUUAUAAAAAAAAAAAAAAAAAAAAGAGGGAAGGACUGCCUGUGUUCCUGGAUGGUUAUAUCCUAGAUGUUAUUGCUGUGAUACAUAAGUGACGCCUUGGAACAGCGAGUUUUAACACGUAAAUAGUGGCAUUAAAUAGCCUCGUAAGCUCCUGCAUGCUCCUUAUUGUCUCGCAUUUGCUUGGGGGCCCUUCUGCUUGUGAAAUCAGACCAAGGUGGUUGGGUUUUUUUCUUUUUCAAGCAAGGCCAAGAUAUUAUUGUGAGAAUGCCCCAAAGCAGUUCCAUUUGCCAAAGUAAGCCCAGAUUUGUUACUGAAUUGACCCUUGCUUAUGUUGGAGCCUCAGACAGAAAGAAGCUUAUUGAGAAAUGAGUGGCUUUUUUUGUUGUUGUUAGUGUUGUGAAACUGUCCAGAAAUUGUUCUUCUGGUGUUUUGUGACUGGAUGUACAAAAUUGUUUGUUCACCUCACAGGGGGCCCUUGGCCCCAGUGCUGUUUCCUGCCGUAUGCCAGCUAGUGCUGUUUGAUGGUUUCACUGGAAUAGAGGACAGAGGCCUCACACAGGUCAAAAAAUAGGCAGGUUAGCUCAUGCAGGACCCUUGGUGGUAGCCACAACAGAGGUCAGGGUGCAGAAGACGGCAGCAAGGGCUGUCAGCCACAUCCAUGUGUUUGAGCAAAGCUAAAUCUACCACCACCUCUGCACCCCUUCCUCUCCUCUCAAGCUUUAAGUUUGUGCUUUCUGAAGUAGGGAAAGUGCGAAAAGCUGCUUUUCUAAAGCUAAUUGGUAUCUACCCAUCUUCUGUUCCUCCCUUGCUUACCUGCAGCCUAGGAAGAAGAGGGAAUGUACAUUCUACAUGGGAAUGUACAGCAUUGGCAUAUACAGGUAAAGGGAACAGUGGUUUUGCCAUGCUUGUGCAAAACAGUUUUCCCCAAGGGCAUAGUAAACUUGUUUUGAGACAAUAGCUUGUGAUCAAGAGACCAUGUUGUCCUCUGCCUGCUGAACUUACUGUCCUCGCAGAGGAAGACUGAAUCUUCUGGGUGUCGAACCACUUGCAUUCCACCCAAGCAACCGGUCGGGAUGGGAAGGCCUACAAAACAGCCCCAGGACAAUUGAAAGAGAAACAAUCAAUUAAAAUUGAAUUCAAACCCUGCAAAUCUUUUCCUUUAACAAGCAUUUCCUGGAGUGAUGACCCCUUUUUCUCUUCCACUUCUCUUUCCCUUGCACUCUUAAUUUUUUCAAGUGCAGUAGCUUAGCAGGGAGCAAGCAGGUGGGAGAUGAUCCCUAGUUAACAGGGAGUUGUAGAGAGGAGCAGAGCUCAUGGGAGUAGGUAAUGGCUGAUAGCUGGGAAAUGGAUUGCUACCAAGUUUGGAUGGGGUAGAAGCUUUGCUGCUAAGAUUGUUUCCAUCUGCUGUGGGCCGCUUGGCAAAGAGGUUAGGGGUUCUUGUCUGAGAGUGUCCAUCAGACUUUGGAAGGGGAAGCUCAUAAGACCAUUAGGGACCCCUGUCACAGCAUAUCUUGUUACUGGGGUAGCAUAGUUUUGACUGGGAGGGGGAUUUUGGAGGAAGAGGAGAUGAAGAGAUUUUUUUAUUAUUAUUAUUAUUGUUAUUAUUAUUUAACCAGAAAAUGUAGUGUCAGCACAAAGAAGCUUUUUGCAAAUCUGUCAGAAUGUUAAACAGCUUUUUUUUUUUUUUUUUUUGCUUUUAAAUCUGAAGUAUGUUUUGAAGUACUUUGGAAACGCAAAGCACUAGGAGUGCUAAGCACUCCUUACUGUCUGCCUAAAAGUGGCAUUCAAAAAGCAAAAGAUGUAUCUGUUUCAGGCCGCUGGCUGCUCCUUUUCUUUUUUCCAGAGCUGCCACCCAGCCCUUUGCCUCACUCCCAUGGCUGAAGGGGAGUGUGCUCAACUGUGCCAAGUAAAGGAAGGCUCCCCAAGGGAGGAGAGGAGACUUGCAAAGUCCCUCGCUGGCCUUCAGGGUGCAAGCUGACUUCCUCCCUCUCCACCUCCUUUGUCUGAGGCAAGGGAAGAAUUGAGUUUCAGUUUGAGUGGCCCUAGUCUGGAACUACGACCGCUGCUUCCAGCUCUGGAGACGUCUUUUUUAUAUAGAGAGUUUCUUGUCUGAAAAACUGCACCUUAUUGGCUUAGUUGAGGAAUGGGGACAUAUAUGUCUUUCUGCAGGGAGUGGGGAGAGGAAGGGAGGGUGAACGAGGAGCUGUCUUCAGUAGCUGCUGGAUUUUUCCAGAGACCGUUUGCUCACCUCAUUUCCAACUGAACAGCAACAAAAGAACUAAAAUAAUUCCCGUGAAGCUUUUGUUUUACAUAUCUCUACAACCUUUCAAGCAGGCUAAGAUGAGGGAAUCUUUUCCUCACUUAGCAAGCUCUACAGCUGGGGGAACCCCAGUUCUCUUGGUGGGUUUUUUCCCCUCGAUGUACACACAUCAUUUGGACUCUUUUGCACACUGACUCAUCUGAUUUGAUUUGCUUCCUUUCUGUUGAGGGGGGAAGAUGAGGGAUGGAGUCAGGGGAGAGGGUCCCCGAUUAUGUUUGUUCUUGUCUCUUCAGUUGUUGCUGUUGUUCCUGUCAGCACGCUAGAGUAUCUUGAGUCUUUGCACACAGAAAGCUUCCUUUGCACAGAAUGAGCUUCUAGCUUUUGUACAGACUAAUUGAAUGUAUUUCGGGGGGGUGGGGGGUGGAAAUAGGGAGUAAACCAAUUCCAAACAAACCAAUCGGAGUAUAAUGCCUUUUCUGAGCGAGUAUGUGCUGUAAAAGGAGAUUGUAAUAGCGCAGGGAGGGCAGGCUCAAGGAUAAUUUGACACAAACUGUGGUUUUAUUUUUGUACUGAUAAGGAUAAGAGACUGUACAGCAUCUAUUUAUUUAGAUGAUUUAUGUGGUAAAUGUUGCAAACAAAAUUAUUAAAAUAUUAAAUAUGAGA
Messenger RNA from Cuculus canorus (common cuckoo), 7475 nucleotides. It is a transcript of the gene CBX7, whose product is annotated as chromobox 7. The transcript has 6 exons. The record is from RefSeq and is a predicted model, not a curated record. Bases 116 to 850 code for a protein of 244 amino acids. Gene Ontology annotation, biological process: negative regulation of transcription by RNA polymerase II. NCBI's taxonomy places the organism in Eukaryota, Metazoa, Chordata, Aves, Cuculiformes, Cuculidae. Gene Ontology annotation, cellular component: PRC1 complex.